Messenger RNA from Oreochromis aureus, 2727 nucleotides. RefSeq names its product protein Tob2. Gene Ontology annotation, molecular function: transcription corepressor activity. NCBI's taxonomy places the organism in Eukaryota, Metazoa, Chordata, Actinopteri, Cichliformes, Cichlidae. The coding region runs from base 459 to 1670 and encodes 403 amino acids. Gene Ontology annotation, biological process: regulation of gene expression. The record is from RefSeq and is a predicted model, not a curated record. Gene Ontology annotation, cellular component: nucleus; cytoplasm. The transcript is spliced from 2 exons.
UGUCAAACAGCAAAGUUUACUGGACCCUCCAUGCAAACUGUCAGCUGAAGACAAAGUGGGGAAACCUUGGAGAGGCUUUCAAUUAUUUGGGCAGCAGUGGGGGAGAAAAACAUAUAUAUAUUUAUGAUGGUGAAAAAAAGACAAACUAUUUAGCAUCUGAAGCAGUGAGUCGACACAUGAAAUCGGAGUCCUCGUAAGGGAAUUUAAAAAACAAAACGCAGGAGUGCGAGACAAGCUAGUACAUCAGUGAGGCUAGUUGAGGAUCUGCCAACACAAAACAGCCUGCAACCUGCAGCCUCUGCCUUCAAGGUGCCUUUACCAUGGUGACACUAAAAGAAUCAAACACUGCACAAUAAGCCAGAGGGGGACAAAAAGAUUUGUUGCUACUGCAUUGCCUCACUUUCAUCUCAUCCUCUUUGAACACUUUGUUCCCACACUGGCACUAACCUGCUGCAGACAUGCAUCUGGAAGUGAAAGUCGCUCUCAACUUCAUCGUGUCCUACCUGUACAACAAGCUGCCUCGUCGACGAGCCGACCUGUUUGGCGAGGAGCUGGAGAGGAUACUAGUGUCUCGUUUUGAGGGUCACUGGUACCCCGAGGCCCCGCUCAGGGGCUCUGCUUUCCGCUGCAUUCACCUGGGUGCGCCGAGGGACCCUGUGGUGGAGUUGGCUGCCAAAAGAAGUGGGCUGGACACGGAGGAGGUGCGGGCAAAUGUUCCUGCAGAGUUGAGUGUGUGGAUUGACCCUUAUGAGGUGUCCUACCAAAUUGGAGAGAAGGGUGCAGUGAAAGUGCUCUAUCUGGAGGACCCCCCUGGCCUCGGUUGUGACAGCGAGCCGGCCGAAGGGGUCAUCAGAGAGGCCAAAGGAGAUGCAGAGACGGAGGAUGCCAAGAGCUUGGGCUUUAAUCCAGAUGCUCAAGUGUUUGUACCAGUUGGAAGUCAGGCAUCUCCUUCCUUAAUGCCAUCACUCUCCAGUUCUCCCACACCCCUGUCUGCCCAGUCCUGCCCUGGAAUCUUCAGCUACCCCAGCUCCAGCACACCCACCGAUCCCAGCAUCCAUUCCUCCAACACAUCUACUCCUUCUCCUCCGAGCGGCGGUCUGCCCUACCUCUCCACUCAGCAGCCACCUGCUGCUCUUCCUGCUGCCCGUCCACAACCAAUCACCUUCACCACUGCCAGCUUCGCCGCCACUAAAUUCGGCUCCACCAAAAUGAAGAAGUGCAGUGGGGCCGGGUCAGGGUCUGCAGGCUCUGGUGUCAUCGUACCACCAUCCCAGAGGAUACUCUCCCGCUCUCCUACCACCAUCUCAGCACCAGAGCUGCUUAAGCACAAGCCCCUCUCUCUCUCCUUGCACUCCCUCGGGGGUCCCAUCCACAGCCAGCUCUCCCCCAACGCCAAAGAGUUUGUCUACCCAGGAUCCCCAGGCCCUCUUUACUUCGAUGCAGACACCCAGCCCAUGCAGCCUCUUACCAGCCCUUUCCAGCCCCCGCACACCAUCAACACCCACCCACCCUUUGAUCCGUUCUCCAGCCCUCCUGCCCAGAGUGUGGGCAUCAUUGGCAGCAGUGGAGGGAUCUCUUACAUGGAGAAGCCGCCGUUUGUUGAGGGUUUAGGAAGCUACAACCUGCAAUAUCCCAGCCAGUCUUUCCAGCCUGUCGUGCUGGCCAACUAAGCCUUCAUUUGUAAUAAGAAUUGUUGCAGGAGCAGUUGGGUGUACGGCAAUGACCCUCCUGAUAUUUUCAGUUUUUCUAACAAAUUGUUCUAAUACUAAUGCGUGUUAAGAAUUAGUUUUACUACGAAGAUUUAAAAUGUCCACUAAAUAUUUAGUGUGAUUUGUUUGGUAUCUCUAUAACCUGCCCCAAACCACACCCUCCUCCUACUUCCCGUCUCCAUUGCUGUUACUCGUCAUGAUUUGUGUUGGCUUGAAUGGGUGCUUUUUUUUUUCUGUCUACCUUUUUGCCUUCUCCAAUUUCAUGUUUAUGAUUUUGCAAUGAAUGCUAAUGUGAGUGUGUUUUGUUUUUGGGGUUUUUUGGGGUUUUUUUCCCCCCUUUUUUCUUCUUUUGUUUUUUGGAACUUGUAGUCUAAUGGACUCUAGUAUAGCUCCAUUUUGCACUGCACUGUCAUGCUGUGAAAAAGGACUUUGCCAAGUCCUGCAGGGAACGACGGCUGUGGAAAACUCAGCACUUUGCUCUGCAAUCUGCUCUGCCCUACUUGCCACAAAUACGGGGUGGGGUUGGUGGAGGGGCUCUGCUCUCUGUGCGUAUAGUUCACUUCUGUUUUGUCGUGGUUCAGAGUGAUUGAGAGACUCGUUGCUUGCACGGUGAAGCCCUGUUACCUUUGAAACAACCUGACGCACGGGCAUAUUUCGAGUCUUGUUGGUGGACGCAUGUUGAAAGCAGGUUAUCAUCAGCUGGAAUGGGCACGUGACCGGAGUUUCAAUGAAGCGAGGGCAGAUAAGGGGAGAAUCGAGGCCCUAAAAGUAAUGUAGUUGAAUGUAUUGUACCUGUCAAGGGAAAUUGCAGCUGUGAAGGUCGGCAAUAUGGAUUUCGGGGUGGGGGGGGGGGGUACCUUUUAUAUGAAUGUGAAAACAAAUGAAUCUUUUGAAUUUUAAGACGAUAACAAUGUGCUGAUUAGGCCAGUUGUGCACAUAAAGAUGCAAGUGAUGGUUUCACACGUAUUCAAACAUAAACCAGUCAGCAGCAUAUGAAGGUGAACAGGCGGGGAAGGAU